Messenger RNA from Notodromas monacha, 1121 nucleotides. NCBI's taxonomy places the organism in Eukaryota, Metazoa, Arthropoda, Ostracoda, Podocopida, Cyprididae. The record is from the annotation of a GenBank genome assembly.
CUCUCUCCCGCGUUCGAAUCUGGUACUGCUACUCACGAAUGCGCGUUUUACUCCCUGCGAGCCUUACGCCAUUCGGUUGAAGCUGAUUCAAGUGAUAACUGCGGCUCUCUUCGCAGAAAAAACCUUACUCACUCUUCUGCCUAAGCUUUCAGGCUGUCCAGUAACUCUCCACUACUCCCUGAAAAAAGAAUAAGACCAGCUCGUCUAGAAACUAAAAUUCCAAUUUCAUUACGCGCGGAAGUGUCGGCGAGUGAUUCUUGGUGCUGAGGUGAGUGAGCUUCUGUCUACGAGGAAAAAUGGGACAGCUUCUGUCGACCCGAGCAGGAACUGUGGUUGAAAUGCCUGGCUGGGACGUGGAAGGUGCGGCCGAAAAGAUAUACAAGGCCUGCAAGGGGCUUGGGACGACCGAGGCUGAUAUUACUGAGGUCGUGUGCUCCAUCAGCAAUGCCCAGCGACAAACCCUGCGGGAAAAAUAUUUGGCCAUGUAUGGCGAGGACUUGAUGGAUCGCUUGAAGUCUGAGCUGAAGAGCCGCUAUCAAGACGUGAUUAUUGGGCUGAUGACUCCGCCUGACGAAUACUUGGCUGAUUGGCUUCAGUGGGCUAUGAAGGGUGCCGGGACGGAGGAAGAUACCUUGAUUGAGAUUCUCUGCUGUCGCACUAACGAAGAACUGGAACGAGUCAAAAACGCUUACAAGGCCAAAUGUGAGCGUGACUUGGAGGAGGACAUCGAGUCGGAACUCACGGGCGAAUUCCAGCGACUGGUUCGUGCUGUGCUGGCAUGCGGUCGUGACGAAUCUGGAACCGUCGACAAGGACCUGGCUAAGUCCGACGCGCAGGAAUUGCUUGACGCCGGCGCGAAUCAAUGGGGCACGGACGAGUCCAAGUUCAACGCCAUCUUGUGCACCCGUUCUUAUCCGCAUUUGCGACAAGUGUUCCGUUACUACAACGAGAUAAGUGGCACUGACAUCACGGAAGCCAUUGACGCCGAGUUCACUGGCCAUGCUCAGGCUGGCAUGUUAGCCAUCGUUUUUAGCAUGCAAAAGAAAAAAAACAAGAUGCUAGUCUUGAAUGUUGGAUCUAAUGAAGAUCUACCGUGGAAGAGAGUUGGAAGUAAAUUCUGA